This is a messenger RNA of Staurois parvus, 1377 nucleotides long. NCBI's taxonomy places the organism in Eukaryota, Metazoa, Chordata, Amphibia, Anura, Ranidae. The record is from the annotation of a GenBank genome assembly.
AUGAGUCACUCUGGAUUAAGAUCAACAUCGUCCACCUCUUACCGACGCACUUUUGGGGCUCCUCUUCUGUCCCCUGUGUCCUACUCCUCUUCUUCUAGGUUCUCAACUUCCAGGCACUUUGCUAGCCCCUCUCCUGCUGCUUCUAGCCGUUCCUCAUCCUCAGCCUUCAGAGUAAGGUCCAGCACUCCAGUCCGAGUUGGUUUGGACCGAGUGGACUUCUCAGUGGCUGAAGCACUCAAUCAAGAGUUCCUGACCACCCGCAGCAAUGAGAAGGCCGAAAUGCAGGAACUGAACGACCGCUUUGCCAGUUUCAUAGAAAAGGUUCGAUACCUGGAGCAACAAAAUGCAGUGUUGGUCACAGAGAUCAACCAAGCCAGGUCCAAAGAGCCCACCAGGGCAGCAGAUCUGUGCCAGCAAGAGCUCAGGGAGCUCCGCAGACAGCUGGAUGUCCUGGGCAAGGACAGGGACCACAUUCAGGUGGAGAGAGACAACAUGGCAGAAGACCUGAACCUGCUUAAGCAGAGGUUGGAGGAAGAAAUGCACAAAAGAGAAGAUGCGGAGAAUAACCUUGUUCUGUUCAGGAAGGAUGUGGAUGAUGCAACCUUGUCUCGUCUAGAGCUAGAAAGAAAAAUUGAGUCCCUAAUGGAUGAAAUUGAAUUCCUGAAGAAACUUCAUGAGGAGGAACUUCAAGAUGUGCAGGUGUCAGUGCAGGCUCCAUCAGUACACCUGGAAAUUGAAGCUACAAAGCAGCCGGAUCUUACAUCUGCGCUACGUGAUAUUCGCAGCCAGUACGAGAGCAUCGCUGCCAAGAAUCUACAAGAAUCUGAGGAAUGGUACAAAUCUAAGUUUGCUGACCUGUCAGAUGCUGCAAACCGCAAUAAUGAAGCACUGCGCCAGGCCAAGCAGGAGAUGAAUGAAUCACGACGACAGAUCCAGAGUUUGACUUGUGAGGUUGAUGGGCUAAAAGGAACAAAUGAAGCUCUGCUGCGUCAGAUGAAGAACAUGGAGGAACAGUUUGGGGUUGAAGCAGCAAAUUACCAGGAUAAUAUUGUACGACUAGAACAGGAGGUGCAACAUAUGAAGGAAGAAAUGGCUCGUCACUUGAGGGAAUAUCAAGACCUGCUCAAUGUUAAAAUGGCAUUAGAUAUUGAGAUUGCAACCUACAGAAAACUCCUUGAAGGAGAAGAAAGCAGGAUUGCUGUACCCAUUCACUCACUGACGUCUCUUAGUAUUAAAAGUCCAGGACCUGCUGAAUUAGAUCACAGCUCUGAGAUUCAUUCCAGGAAAACCGUCGUCAUUAAAACUAUUGAGACAAGAGAUGGAGAGCAGGUGGUGACUGAAUCCAGGAAGGAGCAACCAACAGAAGGGGAGAAGUGA